AUGUAAAAGGAUUUAAAUAACAUAGUAAUAACCUUCUGGAUUACCUAUACCUGGAUCAAAUAAAGCAACUUAAGCGUAACAAGGAAUUGGAUAACCUAAUUUUAUUGUGUAGAAUGUUUAACACCCAACAUAUAAUCCUCGUAAGAGUUCCUUUUAUUUCUAAUAGCACCUUCCACUAAUCCAGUUUAGUUUGUAUAAAUUAACGAGUCAGAUCUAAAUAUCAAAAUUGAAUAGAAAGAAAGUUUGCUUGAAUAAUAAAAUUAGAAGGCUUCUUAGGUAAAUUAAACCCUUUAUAAUGAUCGAAUUGAAGUAAAUGAUUUAAACACGAAACUGGAGACAUUGGAAUAAGAAUUAAAAGAACUUAGAUAAAGUAAUAGAAAUCUUGAGGAUGAAAUAUUUUAAUAAAAAUUUCAAAAAGAUAAUGAAAUAGCUCAUCUUUUAAAAAAUAUAAAAUAAUCCCAUAAAGAAAAAUCGUAACUUAUGAUUGAAAUUAAAUAAAAAUAGGAAUAUUAUUAGUUAUAAGAAUAGAUGAUUCAAAAUAAUAAUAAACAAAAUGAAAUCUAGGAGAAAAAUCUACAAAUGUAAUAAAGCGAAAUAGUCAAAUUGGAAAAUGAAAAUAAAGCAAUAGAAUAGUAGUUAAGUAAGUUAUCACUUUAGUAGAAGAAUUCGGAUGUACUAGAUAAAUAUGAAUCUCUACAAAAAUAAUAAUAAACUUUAGAUCAGGAAAUUAUAAAGAAGCAAGAUGAAAUAAAGGAACAGGAAGAAAAAAGGAGAACACUUAAACAAAAUAUGUUUUCGAAAGAUCAAACCAUUACAAUGAUGAGAGAUCAAAAAAAGAAAAUUGAUAAAAAGAUUAAAAAUAGUUAAGAAGAUAUUGAGCAAUAAAAAUUAGAAAUUAGUAGAUAAGAAAAUAGUCUGUAAGGAAAAGAUAGAAUAAUUUAAUAAGAAGAAGAACUACUUAAUCAAGGUAAAUUUGAAUUACCAAAUGAGUACUAAAAGUUACAACAAAAUGAUCAAAUGCUUGUGAGAUAGAUAAAGGAUAAUUCUUUUUAGGCGAAAUAAUAGGAGAAAACAAAUUCUAAAAUAAUGAUGAACCAAAAAAAGUAAGAGUAGGCUUAGUUAGAAGAACUUAAUAAAUAAGCAAGGGCUAAAUAACUUUAGGAAUUGCAAUAGAAGUUUUAAUAAACUCAUGGAUUACUUGAAAUAUGUUUUUUGAUGGAUUGCACUGAUUCCAUGAAUCCUUACAAAAAGUAGGCAGAGUUAUGCGUUUUACUAAGUAUGCUCUCAGUUAAAAAAUAAACUCAAAGAGACACUUUAUGGUCCCUAAUUUGUUAUUAAGAUAAAGCUGAACUAAAAAAAUUAGGGGCUUAUUAAUAAUUGUAAUUUACUGAUCAAGCUGAAGAAGUAGCAAACUAUUUGUCAGCCGUUAAAUGUGGAGGAGGAGGUGAUGCUCCUGAAGAUAUAGAUGGAGCCAUAAGGCAGAUGAUCAAUAAUCUUAAGUGGAAAACUUAGUUCAGAAUUGCUAUGUUAAUUUGUGAUGCUCCUUGUCAUGGAACAAAUUUCCAUGAGUUUGAUAGAAGCUAAGAUAAUUACCCUGAUGAUGAUUUGACUGGGGCUAUUGAAUUAAUGAUUUAGAAUGAUAUCUUCUUUAUUGGAAUCCUUUUUACUAAUCACACCAAUAAAAUGUUUACAUAAAUUAGAAAUAUCUAUCGAAAACAUGAUAAGGAAGAAUACUAUUUCCAUUACGAUUUAAGAAAUGCAUAACCUGAUAAGAUUUUCGAAGAACUUGUGGGAGUAUUGACAAAAGUGUCCUAAACUGCCACUUAAACUAACGUAAGAACCACCAAAGUAAAAAAUCGUGGAAAAGUACCCAUCGAAAAUCCUGGAACCAAGGGAGCUAAGGAACAGUAGAAUCCUGUUGAAGUUCUUUGCAUUUUGUUAAUAAGACAGCAACCAAAUUAAAAUGAUUUCGUUCUUGAAACAUUUAGAGUCUAUAGAAUAGAAUUUAGCGAUUAAAUAUUCAAUUAGAAAUAUUUAGAAAUCUAGACCAUAGGAGUUGAUGAUUUCAAGUAAAUUGAAGAAGGUUAAUGGUCAUGUCUAAGGUCAAAAGAUCCAUUUGCUCAAGGUGCCAUGAAAUCAGCUUAUUUGAUGAUUAGAACACAUUAAAAUGCUACGAAAUAAAAGGAACUUUAUGUUUGCAAGACUCCUAAUGAUUUGAAGCCUUUUAAAACAUUUUAAAGUGCUGUCCAGGAGUGUUUAACACAUUUAAUUACUUAGAAAUGGAUGAAGAAAUUCAAUCGUGAUUUAGAUGAUGCCAUAGCCAAAAAGAAUAUCAAAAAGCGAUAUCCAUAAGUAUUAUAUUCAGAUCUUCUAAUAUUUUUGGAUGCUAGGGGUAAUCAUUGGAUUGCUGAGAGAUAUUUUGAAGGAGAGUUUGUUAAAUAUAAUAAUAACUAUGGGUAUGUAAAUUAAGAGAACAGCGAUUUAAACAAAAUUGCAAAUUCGUUUUCUGUUUAUUCUUUUGUUAAGAGUAAUUUUAAUUAUCUGAUAUGCGAUAUCUAAGGUGUAAAGUGUUGCUUUACUGAUCCAGCCAUAUGCACUAUGAAAAAUCACAGACUUGAACCAACAGACUUAGGCUAAGAAGGAAUUGCAUAAUUCCAAGUUUCUUUCAAUUUAGUCAAAAACACUUGUAAAGAGGUUCUACAAAUUCUAGACCUUAAUGUUUGA
Molecule: messenger RNA, 2724 nt
Organism: Paramecium tetraurelia
Lineage: Eukaryota; Ciliophora; Oligohymenophorea; Peniculida; Parameciidae
Exons: 5
Biological process (GO): peptidyl-threonine phosphorylation
Cellular component (GO): cytoplasm
Molecular function (GO): ATP binding; protein serine/threonine kinase activity
Source: RefSeq, a predicted model, not a curated record